AUGGAACGGCCGCACGGCUUCUUCGCCGCGCUCAAGCACGAGGUGGCGCGCGGCCUCUCGCCGGCCAGGCCGCGCCGGAGGCCCGAGUCUCCCGACCUCGACGCCGCGCUCAGGUUCUCCGGGGGACCGGGCGGCGAGAUGCUGGCGCCGCUCAUGGAGGGGCCCGAUCCGGAGUCCGGCGACGGCGCCGGCGCCGGCGCCGGGGCGGCGGCCGCGGGCGGGAGGAGGGAGGGCUGGGGCCGCUGGGUCCGCGGCCAGCUCACGCGCGCGCCCUCCUCCUCCGUCGCCGCCGCGGCCGCCGGCGCCGGCGCCGCCCGCAACGACCUCCGCCUCCUCCUCGGCGUCAUGGGCGCGCCGCUCGCGCCAGUGCAUGUCUGCGCCGCCGAGCCGCUGCCGCACCUCAGCAUUAAGGACACGCCCAUCGAGACCUCGUCGGCGCAGUACAUCCUGCAGCAGUACCUGGCGGCCUCCGGCGGGCACAAGCUCCUCUCCUCCGUGCGCAACACCUACGUCAUGGGCAAGGUGCGCAUGGUGGCCACCGAGUUCGAGAACGCCGGCAGACUCGUCAAGAACCGCAAUGCCGCACGGUGCGCCGAGCCGGGCCGCUUCGUGCUCUGGCAGAUGGCUCCCGAGAUGUGGUACAUCGAGCUCGCCGUCGGCGGGAGCAAGGUGCAUGCCGGCUGCAAUGGCAAGCUUGUGUGGCGCCAUACCCCGUGGCUCGGCUCCCAUGCCGCCAAGGGCCCUGUUCGCCCCCUCCGACGUGCUCUUCAGGGCUUGGAUCCACUAACUGCAGCGAGCAUGUUUGCCGGCGCACGGUGCAUCGGGGAGAGGAAGGUGAACGGGGAGGACUGCUUCAUCCUCAAGCUGUGCACUGACCCUGAGACCCUCAAGGCGCGGACCGAGGGCCUCGCGGAGAUCAUCAGGCACGUCAUGUUCGGGUACUUCAGCCAGAGGACUGGCCUUCUCGUCCACAUUGAGGACUCGCACCUGACGCGGAUUCAGUCAACAACCGGCGGGGAUGCGGUCUACUGGGAGACUACCAUCAACUCGUUCAUCGAGGACUACCGGCCGGUGGAUGGUAUCAUGAUUGCGCACUCUGGGCGCUCGGCUGUGACCCUCUUCCGUUUCGGCGAGGUGGCCAUGAGCCACACCAAGACUCGGAUGGAGGAGGCAUGGAGCAUUGAGGAGGUUGCGUUCAAUGUCCCUGGGCUGUCCAUGGAUUGCUUCAUCCCACCCACCGAUAUCAAGUCUGGAUCUGUUUGUGAAGCUGUCGAGCUUCCUCAUGGUGAGAAGAGCAAGUUUGGUCCUCCCCCUGGUCACCGUGCCAAAGUUGCUGCGCUGGAGAAGGCAGAUGAUGACAACAAACUAGCAUGGAGAGGAACCAUAGCUGAAGAUCACAACUGAUAUUUAGCCUGUUCAGUUCAUACUUGCUUCUUUCAUUGCAGUUGACUGAUGAAUGUAGUGUAGGAGAGAAACAGGUCAAGGGAGGAUUUCGAUUUUGGGAUUUCCAGAUGACCUCAGUGUAUAGGAAGC
Lolium rigidum is the source of this 1533-nucleotide messenger RNA. RefSeq lists its product as uncharacterized. Bases 1 to 1404 code for a protein of 467 amino acids. NCBI's taxonomy places the organism in Eukaryota, Viridiplantae, Streptophyta, Magnoliopsida, Poales, Poaceae. The record is from RefSeq and is a predicted model, not a curated record. The transcript has 3 exons.